AUGACGUCAUAUUCAAACCCUGUCGAGUUGCAGAUGACGGAUCCUGCAAGGGAAGGUUAUCGAGAGUUUGAGAAUGAAAUCGAUCCGGAAACUGUAUCACAGGCUCUCCCAAGAAGGCCGGUAGAGGACACAUCGCUCUUCCAGGAGCGUGCUGCUUCCCAAAACUCACUAACAUCCGAACAAGCUUUCGUGCACAUGGUGAAAGCUAUGCUCGGUACUGGAUUGCUCUCACUUCCUCUCGCAUUCAAACAUUCUGGAUUGUUCCUUGGAUUAAUUUUAACAGUACUCAUUUGCCUUAUUUGUCUCUACUGCAUGCGGCAAGUCGUAUUCGCUGCACACUUCGUUUGCAACAGAAAUGGUCGUGACUUGAUUGAUUAUGCAAACAUUAUGCGAGGUGCCGUAGAGAUGGGCCCUACAUGGAUCCGACAUAAAGGAUACUUCUUCAAGCAAUUGGUAAACGUCAACAUGUUCGUCUCCCAACUCGGCUUCUGUUGUGUGUAUUUUGUUUUCAUGGCUGACAAUUUGGAAGAUUUUUUCAACGCCAACACCUCCAUCCACUUCUCAAAAGCCAUAUGGAUGCUUCUGCUUCUGAUCCCGAUGCUUUCAAUCUGUUCUAUUAGAAGGUUGUCACUUCUGGCACCGUUUGCUAUGGCUGCCAACGUCGUGUACAUAUGUGCUGUUGCCAUCGUUCUCUUCUAUUUUGUAUCAGAUCUGCGCCCCGUCAACUCUUUACCAUGGUUUGGUCGGUUCUCGGAUCUACCUCUAUUCUUCGGUACCGUUAUGUUCGCAUUUGAGGGAGUUGCUGUGAUAAUGCCUAUCGAGAAUCGGAUGCGAAAUCCACACUCAUUUAUUGCUUGGAAUGGCGUUCUUAACUCAAGCUGCCUUGUCGUUCUAGCGAUUUUCUCUGUGACUGGAUUCUAUGGAUACCUUUCCCUUGGAGACGAAGUGAAGGAUACAGCUACUCUCAAUCUUCCAAUGACACCGUUCUACCAGACGAUCAAGCUUAUGUUCGUUGCUUGUAUUAUGAUUUCCUACCCGUUACAAUUCUACGUCCCAAUGGAACGAGUAGAAAAAUGGAUCACUAGAAAAAUUCCUGUGGACAAACAGACGCUGUACAUUUAUACCACCAGAUACAUGGGUGUUCUUGUCACCUGCGCUGUCGCUGAGCUUAUACCGCAUCUGGCGCUUUUCAUCUCGUUGAUUGGUGCGUUUUCUGGAGCAUCGAUGGCACUACUCUUUCCUCCUUGUAUUGAAUUGCUAACUCGUUACGCGAAAGGAGAACUUACAUCAUCGGUGUGGACGAAAAACAUCUUUCUUCUCUGUUUUGCCUUGCUUGGUUUCACUACAGGCACAUAUGCUGCUUUAUCAGAGAUUUUCAAGAAGUUUGCAGAGUAA
Necator americanus (New World hookworm) is the source of this 1395-nucleotide messenger RNA. RefSeq lists its product as uncharacterized. Lineage: Eukaryota; Metazoa; Nematoda; Chromadorea; Rhabditida; Ancylostomatidae. Gene Ontology annotation, biological process: amino acid transmembrane transport. Gene Ontology annotation, molecular function: L-amino acid transmembrane transporter activity. The transcript is spliced from 13 exons. The record is from RefSeq and is a predicted model, not a curated record. Bases 1 to 1395 code for a protein of 464 amino acids.